Messenger RNA from Limulus polyphemus (Atlantic horseshoe crab), 3171 nucleotides. Its product is annotated as GA-binding protein alpha chain-like. The record is from RefSeq and is a predicted model, not a curated record. Gene Ontology annotation, molecular function: sequence-specific DNA binding; DNA-binding transcription factor activity, RNA polymerase II-specific. NCBI's taxonomy places the organism in Eukaryota, Metazoa, Arthropoda, Merostomata, Xiphosura, Limulidae. The transcript has 11 exons. Bases 363 to 1883 code for a protein of 506 amino acids. Gene Ontology annotation, cellular component: nucleus. Gene Ontology annotation, biological process: regulation of transcription by RNA polymerase II; cell differentiation.
UAAUAGUGUAGGCUGUUGUCCUCUGUACAAUAGUUUUACUGUUAUACUGAUUUCACAUUGUGAAAUAAGCAAGUUUUGUGUGUAAUUAAAUACUACAAUUCGUGUAAACUGGUAAAAGUAAAACUUAAGAAUAUAUAACUUGUUAGUUAACUGUUAGAUUGAAUUAAAUAUUUUUAUCAACGUGUAACUUAAUCUCAGACAAUAGUUUUUAUUAUUAAUCUAUUAUAUUACUAUUAGCAUUAGUAUUAAUAUUCAUUAUUGCUUUAACUUUUUAUGACAUUGUCACUUCGUUUUACCGACAGUACAGAUUAUCAUGCUGCUUGAGUCAUAUUUAGAGAGUAUAGAAGGGCUGAAGACUUACCAUGAAACGUGCAAAAGAGGUAGUUAAUCCGUCGACAACAAAUGAUGAUGAAAUUAAAGUUCUUCCUCCUGAAAAGCGGGUACAUGUAGAAGAACUAAUAAUUCCUGUACCAGAGUCUGUUGCUUCUUCUCAAGAGCUUCAAGAUAAUGUUCAAACAGUUGUUCAUGCUAACAAUGCAUCAUAUGAACAAAUGACACAAAUAGAGGAUUGUAUUUCAACAACAACAACAAUGAUUGUGACAGAAAAUGAUUUGCAAGGAAACAGUCAGUUAAUAUUGGACAGUCAUCACAUUGAUGGUUAUAGUCCGAUGCCAAGCACCAGUACUGAUGUUGUUGUAGAGUUCUGUUCUGAAAGAGAAAGCCCAGAAAAGAAUGGCUUGAACAUUGGACUAAUUGCUCAACACAUGGAUAUAACAGAACCUUUGACAACACUUCGGAGUUUGUUGGAGCAACGGUUAGGCAUUUCUCUUGAGGAUUACACAUUCUAUUUGCAAGAUAACCAAGAGCUUGAUGCUGAUAAAAACUUAGUAGACCAGUGUGUACAAGGAGAAGGAUUAGUACAGAUAAAUGUGCAUAUUAAGGAAGAAGAAGACAUAAAAAAGCUCAACAUUGUAGAUGUUCUAAAACCAGCAGAAGAGUUGGUUUCUAUGGUACCUGAAGAAGGGGACCAAGUCCAACAAGAGCAGCAAGUUGGACAGCCUCAAGUAGCAAAAGAAAAUCAUAUUUCAGCACCAGAAGAAGCAGAAAAUGUUACACGCUGGGUAGUAUCAGCCCAGUUUAGGAAGGAGCAAGAACAGUUAAAAAUUCCAUUAGAUCCUGCUCAAUGGUCCACACAACAUGUUCUGAUUUGGAUACAGUGGGCAGUUCAACAGUUUAAUCUCACUGACAUCAAACUGGAAGAUUGGGUCUUUAAUGGUCAAAAAUUAUUUUCCUUGAGCCAUUCAGAAUUUAAAAAAAAAGUAUCCUCUGACCCAGGAGAUUUGUUCUGGACUCAUUUAGAACUGUUAAGAAAAUGUAAAAUAGUUGCUGUUGUUCAGCAGCCUGUAGUUGUCCGAGAGUCGCUUCAAGUAUUUACUACAGUCACUAAGAGUGAUGGUCCCAAGAACAAACUGUGCCGGACACCAAAGGUUGGCUCACCAAAAGUUGCAUACGAAGGAAGCCCUGGAAAUCGAACAGGUAAUAAUGGUCAAAUUCAACUGUGGCAGUUUCUUCUUGAGUUACUGACUGACAAAGAGUACAGAUGCCAUAUUCGAUGGAUAGGAGAUGAUGGUCAGUUCAAGCUGUUGAAUCCAGAAAUGGUUGCUAGACUGUGGGGUAUGAGAAAGAACAAACCUCAUAUGAAUUAUGAAAAACUUAGUCGUGCUCUAAGAUACUACUAUGAUGGAGAUAUGAUAACUAAGGUACAUGGAAAACGAUUUGUCUACAAAUUUGUAUGUGACCUGAAGAACUUACUUGGCUACAGUGCAGCAGAACUUAGACAUCUAGUUGAGCAGUGUGAGAAGAAACAGCUUGAAAAAACAUAAAUAAUCAAGAAAAUCCAGAAACUUGACCUGUGAUAAUUGUAACUAUAUAACCAGAUGAUAAUAAACAUAAUCACAUCAUUUUCACAUCUCAGAUCUUUGUUUUAUUAGCAGUUUAGUUCUUGUUAAUUUUUUUUGAAGGCUGGUAAAAGUAAAUAGUUCAUUUAUGUUGUAGAUUUUAUAUAAAAUAAUGAAAUAAUGUUGCCAUAUUCAAAAUAUGGAUACUUGUUUUGAGAAUAUUGUAAAAUAAUAACUAUUUUUUCACAAAUAUUUCAUACUUCAGUUCAUAAUUUCAUUUUAUAAAUAGUAGGUUAAUCAGAUAAAAUAACGCUUAUUAAGUAUACAGUUUUGUAAUCUGUUUGUUGAAACUACAUUCAGCAUACCUUUAUUCAGCAAAUGUUUUUUGGGAAGAGAUUUUGGUACAAUUUUUUAUGACAGAAAGCUAACAUACGAGUUGCUUUUGAAAGCAAAGCAUUAAAACAAGUGCUUGCACAAGAUUUUUUAAAUUGUAAUCAUUUAUAUUUUGUUUGGUGUUAGGGACCAGUUAACUGUGUGACACAAAUGGAUAUUUAAAAAAAGUUGGUAAUGGUGGUGUUGAGAUGUUAUAUUUUGGUUUUUGAUAGUCCACUGCUGAUAAUUUUUUGAAACUCCUUUUAAAUAAUUCUGUCUUUAUUCUGUUUUUUAUUAAUGUUUUGCUUUCAACAAUUUGGAAAAAUAUUAAUAGUUUGUGGUAUCUAAUUAUGUUGAUUUGAGCUUGAUAAAAGUAUCUUGAUCAAGUUAUUCUAUGAUAUAUACGAGGCUAUGUAACAUAACCUGUACUAACACACAGUUAUGAAAUUUAAAUAUCAGCCUUGUUUUUGUCUUGCUUUCCACAGGUUUUAUUUUUCCUUAUUUUAUUUAAAACUUGUUCAUAAUUCUUCUUCUGUAAUAAAAUGAGAGGUUUUUAAACAAUGAAUAAAUCCUGCAUCUUAACUUAUUUAAUAAGAUUUCUUGUAAAUAAAAGUUCUGGACACAAUAAAGUUGAUGUACUGUAAAAUUGGUUAUAUAUUUCACAUAAGCUUCUUUAUAUCAUUCACUAUCUGUUGUCAUUCUUGUGCAAGGUAUGAAUGUAAUAUAAUAAUCAUUGGACCAUACUGAGUUUAUUCAUAAACGUAACUACAUUUUCAUGUUUUAUAUUGAAUUCCUGCCAUUACCAAAAAAUGUAUUAUACUUUUUGUCACUCUAUAGGUGUAAAGCUUUUCUCAUUGGUUUAUUUCCUUUUUCUUGAUUUUCAUUUAUAGUUUGGUGUAAA